AGACUCCCGAGCUGUGGGGCUGAGAGCAGCCGAGAAUGCGCGUGGGAGCCCAGCCACCCAGGGCGCCAGGCUCGGCCUUCCUGCUCCUGGGGCUCGCGCUGGGCGCUGCGGCCCAGCUCAGCUGUGUUGGGGACACCUACCCCAGUGGCAGCAGGUGCUGUAAGGAGUGCCAGCCAGGUUAUGGGAUGGAGAGCCGCUGCACCCACGCCCGGGACACGGUGUGCCAUCCGUGUGAGCCUGGCUUCUACAACGAGGCGGUCAACUACGAGGCCUGCAAGCCCUGCACACAGUGCAACCAGAGAAGUGGGAGCGAGCCCAAGCAGAGAUGCACACCCACAAGAGACACGGUCUGCGGCUGCAGGCCGGGCACCCAGCCCCAGGAUGGCUAUGGCUACAAGCGUGGAGUUGACUGUGCCCCGUGCCCACCAGGACACUUCUCCCUGGGCAACGACCAGGCCUGCCAGCCCUGGACCAACUGCACCUCAUUAGGAAAGCGAACACUGCAGGCGGCCAGCAACAGCUCGGACGCUGUCUGUGAGGACAGGAGCACCCGACUCACACCAGCCUGGGAGACCCAGGGCCCCGCAGCCCGGUCCACCCCCGCUCAGCCCACCACCACCUGGCCGACGGCCUCACAGGGGCCCUCCACGCCCCACGCAGAGCCCCCCAAGGGCCCUGAGCUGGCCGCUGUCCUGGGCCUGGGCCUGGGCCUGGGCCUGCUCGGCCCCGUGGCUGCCGCGCUGGCAUUGCUCCUGCACCACAGGGCCUGGAGGCCGACGCCCAACGCCCCCAAGCCCCCCGGGGAAAACAGCUUCCGGACCCCCAUCCAAGAGGAGCAUGCCGAUGCCAACUCCAGCCUGGCCAAGGUCUGAGCAACGCCCGCUGGCGUAGGAGCCGGCGCCCCUCCCCAGGCUGGGGCCCCAGAGGGGCAGCGGGGGCCCCAGACGCAGGCCGUCCCACCCUGUCACCCCCGGACCCUGGCGCCCUGUCCCCCCGCCCUGUGCCGUUUUAGGUGCUCCUGGGCUGGCACCCUGGGCCCUGCUAUGUAUGCUGUGCGUACUCCCCACCCAGGGUGGCCCCAAUAAACGACGUUGGCA
This is a messenger RNA of Lipotes vexillifer (Yangtze River dolphin), 1097 nucleotides long. RefSeq names its product TNF receptor superfamily member 4 (gene TNFRSF4). Gene Ontology annotation, molecular function: tumor necrosis factor receptor activity; protein binding. Lineage: Eukaryota; Metazoa; Chordata; Mammalia; Artiodactyla; Lipotidae. Gene Ontology annotation, cellular component: external side of plasma membrane. The coding region runs from base 36 to 872 and encodes 278 amino acids. The transcript has 7 exons. Gene Ontology annotation, biological process: inflammatory response. The record is from RefSeq and is a predicted model, not a curated record.